AUUUCCGAUGGGAGAUAACCGAUGCAAAUAUGGUACAGACAACGUGAAAAAUUGGCAUUACUUUAAUUUUUCAAACUAUGCAAAAAGAGCAAUGGUGACAAGUGGUUUUCUUGCAGUGUAUCUCCUGUCUGUUUUGACACUAACAUAUUGCACAAACGAUGACGACAAGACAGUAUUCUCAGGGAAAAUAAUGCCACUGGAAAGAUAUAAAAGAUUAUUUGUGGAACACAGACACAUACAAUUAGAGGCGGUGAAGUCAUUACAAGGUUUUGAUGACAAUACCAGAAAAUAUAAACUAGUCAAUGUUAUGUUACAGAAGUUAUUCUUGGUUUUGAGUGAAGCAAAGCAAAAUUUAACUCAAUGGGGAUUUGUGCCAGGAAUUGAUCCUUUUCCAGAUAAUGAAACUGUCAGAGAAGCAUUUUCCAAGGUUGUUGAGAACACUGCAAUGUUUGGUGACCUAGUUCUAAGACUUCCUGAUGUAGUCCAUGGUCUGUUUGAUAAGAAUACAGAAUGGAAUGUCUUAAUGGGAUGGUGUGUUUGGUUUUCUGCAGAAUCAAAAGUGUUUGAUGGUGGAAGUGAAAAACUACUCAAUUUAAUGUCUCAAGAGAUAAAUCUGAUACCAAAAGAAGAUGAUUAUAUAAAUCCUUUCACUGAAGAAAAUCAAAAGUUAAAGGAACAGGCAAUGAAAGAUGUUUUGGAAACAGCUAAGUCAAAAACAAAGUCUAAAUCAACAAAGAAAAAGAAGGAGAAGAAAAAAGGACCAAGAUUGAGUCAUACUGAGCUGUGACAGUUGUUUACAUAUAGACUUACAUGAAGCUUUCAGAUCUAAGAGAGUUAAGAAGGACCAUAAAAAUGAAAGCACCUACCAGAGGUGAUCUUAUUCAGGGAUUGUUGUGGACAGAAUUUGUUACUGCAUUCUACAAAUGUAGAUUUGAGGGGUUAAAAGAUAUUGGUGAAAGGUUUUAUUUUGAAAGAUAUGUUAUGACUGAAUUUCAGUAUUACUGAAAGUGUUUUUAAUUAAUGGUUUAUUUAUAUACUUUUAAGUGGUCAAUGAAAGAUUUUUUUAUAAUUUUAAGUGGUAACCUAGACCACAGUUCAAAUGACUGGUUACUUUUUUAAAAGUGGCAUCAAAGACCAUAUUUCUAAUGACUGUGACUGUCAUUGUGUACUUUUUUUAUUUAAGUGGUACCGGAGACCACAGUUCAUGACGGUAUUUUGCAAAUUGGAAUAUAUUUGUGUAUGCUUCAAUACAAGAGUAUUUCUGUUUUAAAAUCAUUAACUACAGGUGUCAUUAAUGGCUGAGGUUAAUGGUUUAAUAGAUCUUAGACAUAAAAGACAUAAGCAUACAUUGAUAGCUCAAGUGUGACUAUUUAUAUUUGCACUUAAAGGAAUCAACGAAAUAUAGGUGUGUCAGCUUACCAUAAUUCAACAAUCUUGUAUCCUGGUACAGCUGAAAUUAUUGAGGUUUUUGGGUACUAUGUUCUCUCAAAAGUCUUUAUUCUGCAAUUAAACCAGAACUUAAUUGAAAUGUACUAAUCAACGUAAUGUUAGAGAAAUUGUAAUAUCUUAAAUGCUUAUGUUGGGACAUUUAUAGAUUAUGACGUCAAAAAAACAUGACAUGAAGUAUUUUUCUUGAAACUUAUCAUUUACUUGAAGAAAAAAAUGUCUCGACUGUAAACCUUGAUAUUUUGACAGGUUGAUUUUUUCCUGAUUUUAAUGAUAAAAUUUUUGUACUUGGGUUACAUUUCCAAGUUGAACAGUAAGUGUGCCAUUCACAUCCAUAUUGUUGAUUUGUACUAACUAUUUUCAUGCAUCUUAUGUGAUAGGGAAAUAUUAAAGCAAAAAUAACCCAUGUAAAAUUUCAAUAUAGUAUCCUAUGUUUGUUUUUUUCCAUAUAUGUUGUAUUUCUAGCUCAUUAAUACACACAAUGCAUACAAGUGCUUCAUAAUUGGGCUGUAUUUUUAGUGUCCAUGUUUAAAAGUUCAAUAUCCUUUCCUACAAUUUAUACAUAUUAUUUGUUUUUAUAUGAUGCAUUCCAUGAUGAUGAUUUUCUAGAUUAUAAGAUAUUCAUGUAUGUAGUUAUAAGAAAUAAGAUUGUGUGAAGUAUUGUUGUAGAGGAUUAUUGACAUCCAAAGAAUAAUUUAUCAAUGGUAUUGCAUGUCAAUAACAUAUAACAGAAGAAAUGUUUACAAUGUUUCGGCUUUUUUUUUUUUAUUAUGUAUUCAUCAUGUUUUCAUAAUUUCAACUACCUUAGGUUUUGCAUAAAUAGUGAGCUCAACAGUGUUGUACAUUUCGUAAGCAAAUUUCUGUUGAGUCACUUUUUAAAACAACCAAUAAGUUAAAAAAUCUCACAGCUACUUAACUCACUUGUGACAAUGUGGCUCCACCUAUAUGAAUGUUUCUGUUUUUAAAUGCAUCAUCUGUAGAUUUUAAAGAUAUUUUUCUUUACUUUAUCAAAACACUUUCAUAUACAAUAGCUCUUACUGUAUUUGCUAUAACACUUUUGUGAUGUUCUAACUUUAGUAGAAAUCUUGUUAAUCAGAGACUGCUGUUUAUUUGAAUGUUAUAAAUAUAGUUUCAGUCAGGUAAGAUGGCUAUGAUGUAUGAUUGGUACAAUUAAUAAAACUUAAGUUUACAAAAAGGUAUAAAUGAUGAUUAAUGAUACUUUAAUAUAAAGGCUUCUUCAAAGGUACAUUAUACACAUAAGAAGUCAGAUAUCUAUGCUGAUCAAGAUGUUAUUAAUCUUUGAGCUAGUGCUGGAAGAUCAAGAUGUUAUUAAUCUUUGAGCUAGUGCUGGAAGAUCAAGAUGUUAUUAAUCUUUGAGCUAGUGCUGGAAGAUCAAGAUGUUAUUAAUCUUUGAGCUAGUGCUGGAAGAUCAAGAUGUUAUUAAUCUUUGAGCUAGAGCUGGAAGAUCAAGAUGUUAUUAAUCUUUGAGCUAGUGCUGGAAGAUCAAGAUGUUAUUAAUCUUUGAGCUAGUGCUGGAAGAUCAAGAUGUUAUUAAUCUUUGAGCUAGUGCUGGAAGAUCAAGAUGUUAUUAAUCUUUGAGCUAGUGCUGGAAGAUCAAGAUGUUAUUAAUCUUUGAGCUAGUGCUGGAAGAAGGCAAAGACUAAAAUCAUUAUCAUACAGAACGAAUAGAAGGUGAUGCAAGAUUUUGUUAUUUAUUAAUCAUUUCAUUUUUUAAAGUGGGAUAUCUUUGCUGAACACGAUGUAAAGCAUGUGUCUGGAUGUCUCCGCUGCUCAUCUUUACCACAAAAGAAUUGAAUUGCCCCCAAGCUUUUAAACAAGUGAUUUAGGAAGUCUGAGACUUUUAAAUUUGUAUCAUACAGAUCUAAAAGUUUACCUGUCACACAUGGCCAUGCAAUUUAUUAUUAUUUAUUAAUCAUUUCAUUUUUGUCGAGAAAGCGUGACAUAGCGAUCCUAGAUUACGUCAGUGGCAGCAGCGUCAACAUUUAGGUUCAGUCUGUAGUCAUUUUAAAACAUUAAUAACUUUGUCAAACCUUCAUGGAAUUUUAUGAAAUUUGGACAGAAGCUUGUUUAUGACCAAAAUACAGUAUCCAGAGCAAAAUUUUGAAAAUAUUUAUUUUCGUUUUUCCCUAUUUUACUGAUAAAUGGACUUGUUUUUUGUUUUUUUUUACACUUAACAUUCAGAUUCAGUCUGAGGUUAAAGUUUUUUCAGUCAUCAAUAACUUUGUCAAAUCUUCAUGGAAUUUUAUGAAAUUUGGACAGAAGCUCGUUAAUGACCAAAAACAGUAUCCAGAGCAAAAUUUUGAAAUUUUUUUCUUCAUUUUUCUGUAUUUUACUGAUAAAUGGACUUAGUUUUUUUACAGUUAACAAGUAGAUACAGUCUGGGGUUAAAGUUUGUUACACAUCAAAUACUUUGUCAAACCUGCAUAGAAUUUUAUGAAACUUUGGCAGAAGCUUUUUUAUGAUUAAGAGAUAAUGUCUGAAGCAAACUUUUGAAAAUAUAUUUUCAUUUUCAGUAUUUUCUGAUAGAUGGACUUAGUUUUUUACAGUUAACAUUUACAGACAGUCUGGGAUUUAAUUUUUUUGACAUGAUAAGUUUGUAAACCUUCAUGGACUGUUAUGAAAAUUGGACAGAAGCUAAUCUUCAAGACCAAGAAAUAGCAUCUAAAGAAAAAGUUUGAAUUUUUUUUGAAUUCUGUACUUUACUGAUAAAUGGACUCACUUUAUAAGUCAACAUUACACUUUUACACUGACAGCAGCAAUCAUAGGCGAGAUACAGGGUUCCCUUACAAAUUUUUUUUAGUUGCAUAUCUUGGCUGUCAAAAUGAAUUGCAUCUUUGAGCUAGUAUUUGAAGAAAUCUAGGACUUUUUAAAUUUGUAUCAGAAAGUCACGUCCACAUUACCAUGCAAAAUAUUGUCAUUUUAAAUCAUUUCACAUUUCAUUUUCUAUCAUACCAAUCAUAUUUUACAUUGGAAAAAGUAGAUGUUGUUAAUUGAAGUUUUUUUAAACCAGUGCCAUUCUAAUAAAAUACUUGUUUCUGAAGAUAGCUCGAUAGAUGAGUAAAUCUUGCUAAAAAAAUACUAUGAAAUAUUUAUGUCACGCAAAAAAUAAAAACAACUAAAACUAAAAAAACAAACAAAUGAACAAUGAGAGAUGUCAAAUCAGAGUAAAUAGCUAUAGUGUUUGUCAUAUACAUUCAUCUUAAUUAAUUUUUUCCCUUUGUUCAUGGUUGAUUGAUUGAGUGCUUGUUUCUUAAUGUCCAGUGGCAAAUAGUUCAUGCAUAUUCAGGACGGUACAGACUUAUGAAAAUGGGGGGAACUUUCAUAUAAAGGCAAACGAGUAUAAUUAAUCAUAUAUGUGCCCAUCAUGUCAACAUAUAUAUUGGCGACAAGUGUUUUUAUGAUGUUUUGGAAAAUGCAUUUUUUCUUAAAUGUAAACUUGUAUACAUGUUUGGGCAAAUGUUAUGAAGACAAUGAUAUGUAUUAAAUUCUUAUAUUUAUUAAAAUUUGUUAUGAGGCAAA
Molecule: messenger RNA, 4986 nt
Organism: Mytilus californianus (California mussel)
Lineage: Eukaryota; Metazoa; Mollusca; Bivalvia; Mytilida; Mytilidae
Product: coiled-coil domain-containing protein 134-like
Exons: 6
Coding region: 8-787 (259 amino acids)
Source: RefSeq, a predicted model, not a curated record